Messenger RNA from Erigeron canadensis, 928 nucleotides. RefSeq lists its product as uncharacterized. The record is from RefSeq and is a predicted model, not a curated record. Bases 31 to 822 code for a protein of 263 amino acids. Lineage: Eukaryota; Viridiplantae; Streptophyta; Magnoliopsida; Asterales; Asteraceae. The transcript is spliced from 4 exons.
AGUCCAACUGGUUUGGAAUUUUGUAGGGCGAUGAGGCCUGGUGACUCUACUGUUAACAGUCAGCUGAUUGAAGUAACCGAUUACACAUUUCAUCAAGUGGUGCUUUCUCCCACCCUGCUCUUUAAGUUGAACAGAAACGCUAAUCAAGGUUGGCAAACUACUGCUGUUGUUUUCGGAAGGAAGGAAAAUGCAAAAGUCAAUGUAACCUAUCACUAUUAUGGCGUGGAUGGUCUGAAUGGAAGGGUUGCUUGUGGUUUUGAAGGGAUUGGGUGGAGGAACUUUUGUUCACAGAAUAAUCUUUGUCCGGGUUACAAACUUAAAUUCACCAACAACGCCGACUUGACAUUCACAGUAGAUGUGUUUGGACCUAAUGGAAAUAUUGUUGAUGUUCAUAAGGAAGUGUUCACUGACAAUAAGGAGAUGAACUUCUGGCCAUCUUCUUCGGAUGAUGAUGAGCCAAAAUCCCACAAGUGUAGGCAUGCUCAUCCUGCUCACUCCAAACGUGUUUCACACUUCUUCCAGACAAUCCGCCAUCACACUGUUGCAAGGAAUGAAAUGACUGUCCCAAAGUUCUUUGUCCGAAAGCAUAAGCUGUUCAACUAUGGUAAUGGGAUUCUUCACUUUGGUCAACUUAAUUUCCCAUUCCAUUUGGCUCCAAGGCUGGAUGCAAGGAGGCCAAGAGAUCUUACUCACCAAGUUAUGAUCAUGGACUGGACGUACUUCAUGGGACAUACAAGAGUGGAGGAAGAUGAGAAAUCGAGGUUUCAGUUCAAUCCGGAUGACAACCACGAAGAUGGAACACUUCACUUGGAUGUGUGUUAAGUCUAAAAUGUCAGCAUCAUGGAAGGUACUCUUUGGACAAUUUAUGUAUGUAUAAAUGGUAUCUGGAUUAUUUAACUUUAGGAACUUGGAUGUAGCAGAGGUAUGG